This is a messenger RNA of Pseudopodoces humilis (Tibetan ground-tit), 2199 nucleotides long. It is a transcript of the gene LRP11, whose product is annotated as LDL receptor related protein 11. Gene Ontology annotation, molecular function: protein binding. Lineage: Eukaryota; Metazoa; Chordata; Aves; Passeriformes; Paridae. The record is from RefSeq and is a predicted model, not a curated record.
AUGGCGGCGCUGGUGCUGCUGCUGCUGGCGGCGCUGGGCGGGCGGGCCGUGCUGCCGGGCGGGCGCUGCGCGGCGCCGCUGGCCGACCUGCGCUCGCAGAUCUCGGGCGUGGAGACGCUGCUGGAGGAGUUCCGCCGGCAGCUGCAGCAGGAGGAGCCGGGACCGCCGGCGACAGCGGGCGGAGGAGGGGGCGGCGAGGAGCGGUGCGGCGGAAGCGGCGGCUUCUCCGCCAGGCCCGACUCCAUCAUCCGCACCAAGGAUUCCAUCGCGGCCGGCGCCACCUUCCUGCGGGCGCCCGGCGCCGUGUCGGGCUGGCGGCAGUGUCUGGACGCCUGCUGCGCCGAGCCGCGCUGCACGCUGGCCGUGGUGCAGGGGCCCGGCCGCCCGCGGGGCACGGCUGCCGAGCCGGGCUGCUACCUCUUCAACUGCACGCACCGCGGCCGCCCCGUCUGCCGCUUCGCCCCGCACCGCGGCUACAGCUCCUACAGCCGCCGGACCGCCGGCAUCGCCCCGCCGCCCACGGAAGAAGAAUAUGAUGAGCCUCCACAGUGUAAGGCAGGCCAAGACAUUGUGCUGCAGUCACCUGUGGACUGGGUGCUUUUGGAUGGACGAGAAAGUUCCGAUGACCAUGGAAUUGUGCACUACGAGUGGACACUGCUGCAGGGUGACUCAUCGGUUGAAAUGCAGGUACCACAGCCAGGAACACUGAAACUGUCCCACAUGCAGGAAGGUGGGUAUAUUUUCCAGCUAACAGUGACAGACACUGCAGGUCAGCGGAGCUCUGACAACGUCUCUGUGACUAUUCUGCCCAUGGUUCAUUCUGCAGCAGCCUGUGUUGGGGUUUGCUCUCGCUACCAGUUUAUCUGUGAUGAUGGCUGCUGCAUUGACAUCACGUUUGCGUGUGAUGGUGUGAGACAGUGUCCUGAUGGAUCAGACGAGACUUUCUGCCAGAAUCUCAGCUCGGGUCGGAAGACGGUGACACAUGCAGCUCUUGGCACUACCCAGCAAAGGACUGCAGGACUGACUGAAAACACAGAGGAGAACUCUGCAGAGAACACCCUGAAAGCCACUGCCAGAAAUCAGCCACUUCUCUCAGUGGAUGCAGACAUGUCUAACCAAUCGCUUUCUCAGGGACCAAAGAAACAAAUCAGUGGAUUUGUGCCAGAUAACAGUUCCUCAGGGAAAAGAACAGAUGAUAAAAAUGGGGAUGGCAUAAUGAUGCCAAAGAGAGAUCAGGUUGGAGGUGGUCAUCCAAUCCCAGAAACAGGUGCUGUGUUACCCUUAGCCUUAGGCUUGGCAAUCACUGCUUUGCUGCUGCUUAUGGUUGCUUGCAGACUGCGCUUAGUGAAACAGAAGCUCAAAAAAGCUCGGCCCAUUACAUCUGAAGAGUCUGAUUACCUCAUCAAUGGGAUGUAUCUCUAAAAACUGGAUUUGGGUCGGUUGUUUUCUCCCCUUUCUCCUGUGUCCAUGAAUCUCUGCCUCUAUGAAAGGACCAAAAUCCGUAGUUUAUUUUCAAGUGUAGAAGAAGCCUAUGAGAUGAAGAACAUACUCUUCCCCUUCGGUGAUAAUAUAAAAAGUGGGUAGAUGUCCUUGCUCAGAAAAUAAGAAACAUUCAGGCUCCAGAGAGUAGCUCCAGUUGAUUGUUGUGCAGAAGACACUGCAAGGUGAGGAGACCCCAAACUGGUUGUGGGGUGCCCUUUCCCUCCUCACAGCAGUUGGGAUCUCAGCCAGGGCUGAGUGCACCCCAGGGCCCAGGCACUGGAGCAGUCAAGGCUCCACAGCCCGGCUGUGUUGGCCAAGGUGUGGAGAGAAGCCUGUGCCACCUUGCUCUUCUCAGUGCUGCCACCACUGUGGGGACCAGGAUGCUCCAGCCAACAUGUUCCUUCACCAUCCAGCAGAGACCAGUUGUGUUCUUUCCACCUGAUGCACUGGGAGUAUUGUCUUUAAAGAAUGUAUCUUGUUAUGUUAAUUAAAAGCAAUUGCUAUCCAAGCACCAGCUUUUGCAAAGAAAAUUGGGAUUUAAGGAAGAAGGUAUCUUAUUUUCACUCGGUUUAGACUUCUGUGCUGCUAGCAGACAGCCAUGCUUGCUAAAUGCAGAAAUGAAAAAAUGCACUCCUCAGCGGAUGAGCUUGGACUUCCCAGUGCUCAACAGCAGUCAUGUACUGCUGCCCAGAGAAGCUGUGGAUGCCCCAUCGCUGG